Rhipicephalus microplus (southern cattle tick) is the source of this 729-nucleotide messenger RNA. RefSeq lists its product as uncharacterized. NCBI's taxonomy places the organism in Eukaryota, Metazoa, Arthropoda, Arachnida, Ixodida, Ixodidae. The record is from RefSeq and is a predicted model, not a curated record.
CCUGCCUCCAGUCAGAUUGACAUGUUGGCGGUCCUCUUUGAUGACGUUCUUGAGGAGCCGGGAGAGGCAGUGAACAAUGCAUCCGUGCCUGACGUUACGCUCUCCACCAAAGAGUGUAUUCUUGAUUAUCUUGCCGGUUACGUGGUAAAGAAGUUUUCAACGAUAAGCUGCACUGACUGCGUGGGAACACUCAAGAGCCAGACACGAGAGCCAACUGACCUAAUCCAGAAGAAGUCAAGAGGAUUCCUGCAAGUGCCCUCAUCCCAGCUUCUCAGCCUGUUGCGCAUUGUGGAAGGACAUGUUGAAGAACUGACUGUGGACACAGUUGCAUGUGCCGAUGUGUAUGCGAACAUUGUUGACCAAGUUUUGCUCGACAGCCGCAUUGCUUCUGCUGGUGUGCGCUGUAGGUUGCACUAUGUGGGUACCACAGCAGAGGUUGUUCAUUUUUUCUUGAGGUGCCGCCUGCACUUUUACACCAGGGAAAAAAACAAGCUGACACGAGCGACGCGGCGAGCAAACUGCCCAGCAAAUGGUGGCAACAAGCCCCAUGGGUAGCAGAUGUUCUGUUUGUCAUGCUAUGUAAAGCCCAACUGUUGUGUUUUGUGUUUGCUAGUGACAAAAAAACACUUGCACAUUUGUGUUCCUAGUUGCUUGUGUGACGUUGUUUAUUUCCUUUAUCCGCCAUGCUAUUGCCGUAAACUUGUAUGAAUAAACACUUGCACCACAGCC